GUUUCUAUACGCUAGAUAACUCGAGCACGUUGCGCCAAAAACACGGCCAAGCUGCGCCGUUACGGCGCCUGUGGCUCAGUGGACCGCCUCAGCAGUAAAACGAAGCUGCGGGGGCCUGUGUACGACGCAGCCGCUCGCCGGACGGUCCAGACGCUGCGAUACGGCCCUCCGCGCCGAGCAACUUGCGCGGCGCAUUUUCCCGGCCCUCCGGACCCGCUGGCGGACCCAGGCCGUCUGACGUAUCGAGGAUGCUCGCGCCUACUCCAGCGAGCCUCCCUUUUACCAUCGCGGAAGACGUCGUCGACGAAACCGUGUACGACGCGCCGCCAUUGCGACAGCAGACGCCGCCGCCGCAGCAGGACGCCCUCACCUUCUUAGAAGUCGACGGCGCCACGGCACUCACCUUGCUAGAAGCGGCCGUCACGCACUGCGCGUACGCUCACCCCCCGCCGGCGCGCCUCCGGCAACUCGCGGCGAGGCUAGAAACGCUCGCGGCGCGCCGCGAGCGCCGCGCCGCCCUGACGCUGACGCGCUGCCUGCGGCGCGUCGGGAAACAUACUGCGCGUGACCGGUGUCUCCGCCACGCCGUCGCCGCGAUAACUCACAUGACCGCACGCAGGCCCACGCUCGUAGAACGAAGCGCGCCCUCAAACCAAGAGACACGAACGCGUCGCGCGCGCGCCGCCAGUCCGUCGCGAUCGGGAAAGCAAAACCGUCGAAGGCCGAGGCCCUCAAGCGGCGCGCCAGCAUUGCGCGUGCUAGGGCGCCCGUGCGACCGCGGCUGAAUCGCGCCGCGGAGCUCGCCGCGCGCGCCGGCCAGAAGAAGCGCGAGGCGCAGGAGAGGCGGGCCGCGGACGUACGAAAGGAGAUGCUCGGCGGCGGCUGGUGCGGCGCGGCGCGGCCGGCCUGGGUUGAGAAUGAUGAGGCGCUGUCGAGGAAGAUCGAGGCGGGGCUCACCGGUAAAAAAGAAGACGACGCGUUGUCGCCGCUGCGCGCGUCGAACAGCCCGUCGUCGAAGGCCGAGAAGGCGGCGACGGCGUGGCUGAAGAAAGCGCGGAACGGCGACGUCCCUUUGGAUGUAGCUGAGGUCGAGGCCGUCGUGGCUGUACUAAAGCGGUGCCGCGGCGUCGUCCCCGACGACGCCAAGGAAGCAGCACCCAUGACGCUCGCCGAGGCGCGGCGGUGCCUGAAGAAUGCCGUGGCGCAGCUCGUCGCGGGAGACGCGUCCGUCGAAGUGGAAGUCGAGCGCUGGGACGCCGUCGUCCGCGGCCACCCGGAGUACGUGGCGGAGCAGGCCGCGCGGCGGACGGCCUGGGACGCCGCGAACGCCGACGCGAAUGCCACGGCGCUCGCGACGGUCCGCGCGGCGGUACCGCCGGACGUGAGGCACGGCUGGACGGUCGAGCGGCUGGUCGAGCAGGGUUUGCCCCCGAAGCUCGCGGCGCGCGUGCUACGAGUCCGGGCCCUGUGGCUCGUGCGAAUGGCGCCGUCUACGAUCGCAAAAAUGCACGUCGCGGACUUACGCGGCGCCUACGACGCGCGCGGCCUGAGCCUGGACGAGCUGCGCGCCGUAUACGCCUCGCUCCCGGCGGCGUGGGAAAACGACGGCGACGGAAAGAAACAGGAGUGGGCCGAGGCCAUUCGAGACAAGUUGGUCGCCGCCGCCGCGUCCGGUGCGGCUGGACCUCAAGCCUGGGCCGACGCCGCGGCGCUCCCGUUUGACGCGACGUCGUACGAGCCGGCUGCGGCCGUCGCGAAAAACGACGAGGCGGUGGACCGCGCGUCCGAGCUCGCCGCCGUGGCCGAGGCGCGGAAGGCGCGGGAGGUCCCAACGGAGGGCGACGCCUGGGGCGAGCGCGUCGCGCGGCCCGCGCCGCGGCGGCUGUCGGGCGGCGACGGCUCGCGCGCCGCCAUGGUCGCAAGGCUGCACGGGCCUUCCGCCGGGCCUCCUGUAGGUCUCCUCGACGCGAUCAAGGCCGCCAAGCAGAAACCGCCGAAGCCUGUCGCCGCGGCCCCGGUCGUCGACCUCUUCGCGGAGCUCCGGCGGACGGCGACGCGCGUCGAGUGAUCCUCGCUCUGUGUAACAACAUCUAUCUCGCAGUCGUAGGCCCCCGGCGAAAGCUAUAUCGUAAAAACGCACAUUACGGUACACGAAGCCGCGCCCUUGCGGGCGCCGGCACGAAUGGAAUCAAGCCGCGGAGGGCGGCUCACGGAACGGAACC
Molecule: messenger RNA, 2222 nt
Organism: Pelagomonas calceolata
Lineage: Eukaryota; Pelagophyceae; Pelagomonadales; Pelagomonadaceae
Source: the annotation of a GenBank genome assembly